Penicillium chermesinum is the source of this 2118-nucleotide messenger RNA. RefSeq names its product translation termination factor GTPase eRF3. Bases 1 to 2118 code for a protein of 705 amino acids. The transcript is spliced from 2 exons. Gene Ontology annotation, biological process: nuclear-transcribed mRNA catabolic process, deadenylation-dependent decay; translation; translational termination. Gene Ontology annotation, cellular component: translation release factor complex. Lineage: Eukaryota; Fungi; Ascomycota; Eurotiomycetes; Eurotiales; Aspergillaceae. Gene Ontology annotation, molecular function: GTP binding; translation release factor activity; GTPase activity. The record is from RefSeq and is a predicted model, not a curated record.
AUGUCGAACCAAACUCCCGACUCUUGGGAGGAUGAGCUCUCUCGCCAAACUGAGGGCGUCAACCUGAACGGUGGCCGUCCUCAGCCUCGUGCGCCCGCUUUCCAGCCCGGCGCUGCUACUUUCCAACCUGGAGCCGCUUCGUUUCAGCCUGGUGCGAACAGCUUUGUCCCAGGGCAACAGCAAUUUCAGCAGUAUGGCGGCUACCCAUAUGCUCAGUACGGGCAACAAGGAUACGGUUAUCCCCAGCAAGGCUAUAAUCAGUACGGCGCAUAUGCCCAACAACCUGGUGGAUACAACCAAUACUAUAACCAGCAACCUCACCAGAACUUCACCGCUCCUGUUCAGCAACCACAAGCCGCUGUCCCGGAACAAUCUGCCCCUAAGCCCGCCGCGAAUACAUCCGCCGCCCCACCUAAGGCUAAGGUCCUCUCCAUCGGCGCCACUUCUUCAAGCUCCACCCCAAAGACAAAGGUCCUUUCUAUCGGCACUCCAACCCCCGCUCCUCCGUCGAACAAUACCACCGAAACCAGCAAGGGCGACUCCAAGGGUACUGCAGCUGCCGAGGCUGGCGCUAAGGUGACCGCUUCCAAGGCUAUUGACAAGACGGACAAGAAGUCGGAACAGAAGGCUGCUUCUGGAAAGUCUUCUCCUACGCCAUCAUCUGGGCGCUCCAGCCCUGCUCGUGGGGUUGAGGCUGCUAAGCAGGCUCGUGCUGCAGAUGCUGUCGCCAAGUCGCAACAAGCAGAUGUUGAUGAGGAAACUCUCAAGGAAAUUUACGGGGAGAGGAGAGAGCAUGUCAACGUUGUGUUCAUUGGACACGUUGAUGCCGGAAAGUCCACUUUGGGUGGUUCUCUGCUCUACUGUACUGGCAUGGUUGAUGACCGAACUAUGGAGAAGUACAAGAAGGAGGCCAAGGAUCUUGGUCGAGAGACUUGGUAUCUUUCAUGGGCUCUGGAUCUGAGCUCUGAGGAACGUGCCAAGGGUAAGACAGUGGAGCUUGGUCGUGCAUUCUUCAAGGUCCAGGUUCCAUCCGACGACGGUCCCAUUGAGCGUGAAUUCUCUAUCCUUGAUGCUCCAGGUCACAAAUCCUACGUGCCUCAAAUGAUCGGAGGUGCCUCGCAGGCCGACCUGGGUGUUCUUGUUAUCUCAGCCCGUAAGGGUGAGUACGAGACUGGUUUUGAGAAGGGUGGCCAAACCCGUGAGCACGCUAUGCUCGCUCGUAACACCGGCGUUGAAAACCUCGUGAUUGUGGUGAACAAGAUGGACGAUCCCACUGUGGACUGGCGCAAGGAACGAUUCGAUGAGUGCACUAUCAAGGUCAUCAAGUUCUUGGAAGCCCUCGGAUAUAAGAAGCAGAACAUUACUACCAUGCCCAUCUCGGCCCAGCGUGCCAUUGGUAUUAAAGACCGAGUACCCAAGGACAUUUGCCCUUGGUACGAUGGACCAUCACUCCUUGAAUAUCUCACAGACUUCAAGCUCCCAGAGCGUAAGAUUAACGCUCCUUUCAUGAUGCCCAUUACUGCGAAGUACCGUGACAUGGGUACCAUGGCUGAGGGUCGUAUCGAAUCCGGAGUCAUCAAGAAGAACGGCAACUACAUCAUGAUGCCUAAUCGCACUGAAGUCUCAGUCUCCGCCCUUUACGGUGAAACCGAAGACGAAAUUCCCACGGCGACUUGCGGUGACCAAGUUCGUUUGCGCCUGCGCGGCGUUGAGGAAGAUGAUUUCUUCCCUGGUUUCGUUCUUUGCUCUCCCAAGCGCCCCGUCCACUGUGUCUCUGCUUUCGAGGCCAAGAUCCGUAUUCUCGACAUCAAGAGCAUUCUCACUGCCGGUUUCAACUGCGUACUCCACGUUCAUUCUGCUGUUGAAGAAGUGACCUUCGCCGCUCUCCUCCACAAGCUCGAGCCCGGCACCGGUCGCAAGAGCAAGCGCCCUCCUCCAUUCGUGAACAAAGGCCAGACCGUGAUUGCCCGUCUCGAAGUGACCAGCACCGCCGGCGCAGUGUGUGUUGAGAGGUUCGAGGACUACCAGCAGCUGGGACGAUUCACUCUGCGUGACCAGGGUCAAACCAUUGCUAUUGGUAUGAUUACCAAACUUAUUCUUCCCGAGAAUGAGGCGUAA